This is a messenger RNA of Spathaspora passalidarum NRRL Y-27907, 381 nucleotides long. RefSeq lists its product as uncharacterized. The record is from RefSeq and is a predicted model, not a curated record. The transcript has a single exon. NCBI's taxonomy places the organism in Eukaryota, Fungi, Ascomycota, Pichiomycetes, Serinales, Debaryomycetaceae. Bases 1 to 381 code for a protein of 126 amino acids.
AUGGAGACGCGUAGAGGAUUCUUCACCAAAUUAGGGUUUUUCUGCACAACUGCAGUAACAUUGUUUAUUAUUGGUAAGAGACAUAUCGCUCGUCAUAAAGAUGAAAGACAUCGAGUUGAAACUGACGCUAGAAUUGAUUCUGAGGAUAAUGAAUUCGGAAUAUUGGCUAAAAGACCAGGGUUCCCUACAAACAAUCCAACCUUGGAUUAUACAGCAGGUGAUAGAAAAUCAAAAUUCGAAGGUGGUGGCAAUGCUUACGCUUCUAGAAGACCUGGGGACAGAUUAUCGGUGUAUACUUGGGUUAAAAUGAAAUAUUUCUCUGAUGAAGAAGAAGAAUCAAAGUAUUAUACUCCUUCAAGACUGGAUAAAGUUAUCAAAUAA